Messenger RNA from Paracoccidioides brasiliensis Pb18, 186 nucleotides. RefSeq lists its product as uncharacterized. The transcript has a single exon. The record is from RefSeq and is a predicted model, not a curated record. The coding region runs from base 1 to 186 and encodes 61 amino acids.
AUGGCACACCAAGAUGGGAUGUCCCAUAUUGUCCGGGAUGGAGGGAGGGUUCUAGCGGCGCGUAUUCCACGGGCAUUAACCCAGAUGCAACCUUGGGUGUUGAUCAAAAGUCAAACCCCCGACGGUUCUGAAGCAAUAGCCAAUUUGUCCCGAAGCUCUUUUGCUAUUGGAAAAGGCUGGGGUUAA